This is a messenger RNA of Penaeus vannamei (Pacific white shrimp), 2821 nucleotides long. NCBI's taxonomy places the organism in Eukaryota, Metazoa, Arthropoda, Malacostraca, Decapoda, Penaeidae. The record is from RefSeq and is a predicted model, not a curated record.
CAUAUCUUCUGUCUGUGUUUUGCCUUCAGAGUGAUGUCAUCGUAUUUCGUUGUCAGCGCACAGAUAAUCCUCAUAACCCUUUGCCUGUUGACCAAAACGGAAGCCAAAUUCAAUGCACAGAAGCGAUCCCGUUCCCUCGUGCCGACGCGCCCCGACUCUCGACUGAAUUGCCUGCUCAACGAUCUGCUGCACAGAUUCCCUGGGGGCAGUUGCAUCACACACCAGGCGGUGGAUGCGGCGUUCGAAAGCGCGUUGGCUGCGAGAGGGAUCUUGCGAGGGCCCGUGGGAGAGUGGGAACCCGAGGACAUCGCUCCCUUAGGUGAUGUUAUCCUAGACACGGCGCGCAUCCUGGCCAGAACAUAUAAACUAUCCGCCGAGGAGAUAUGGACGCUGCUGCCCAAAGUGGACGUGGGCGAGACGCUGGUGGCGAAGUACUGCCCUGACUUCGCCUCUCCCAUGACCUGCGUGCCCGGGAGAUACCGAAGGCACGAUGGCCUCUGCAACAACCUGCGCUUCCCGACGUGGGGCGCGACCAGGACUGCUUUUGCGAGAUUGGUCCCCCCGGCGUACAGCGACGGUUUGGGGGCGCCGCGAGUGAGCCGAAUCCCCGGUGGCUCCCUCCCCAAUCCCCGCAGGGUGUCGUCCAGCAUCCACCGUGACAAGGGCUACCACGACCACGCCAUUACGCUCUUCGGCAUCGCCUGGGGGCAGUUCAUGGACCACGACUUCACCCUCACCGCCACGCCCCUGGAUCCCCUGACGAGGAACGAGCCCGAGGUGUGCUGCCACCCUCCUCCAGGAGUCCCCAAAGACCCUCACUGCCUCGAGAUUACUAUACCGAAGGACGACAGAUUUUACAAGCUGUAUGGGCAAUCUUGCCUUGAGUUCGUGAGAGCUUUUUCGGGCGUCAGGCAAGAUUGCAAGUUAGGUCCUCGCGCACCCUUCAAUAUCCUUGCUGGGGUGAUUGACGUCAACACGGUCUAUGGCAGCACUGACAAACACGCGAGGUCUCUGCGGUCGUUCAGGGGCGGGGAAAUGAGAAUGAACAACGCCUUCGCAUCCUUGGGCCUCCGUGCACUCUUGCCGCAGAAACUCGACGUGCCUGACGAAGGAUGUACAAGGACUUCUCCACAUCAGUAUUGUUUCGACGCCGGAGAGAUUCGGGUCAACGAACAGCUAAUCCUGACCACCAUGCACACCCUUUGGUUCAGAGAGCACAAUCGCGUGGCGGGUCGAUUGGCGAAUCUCAACCCUCACUGGGACGACGAGACACUCUACCAGGAAGCCCGGCGCAUCAUCAUUGCUGAAGUCCAACACAUCACUUUUAACGAGUUCCUUCCUCUGCUGUUGGGGAAGGAAGUCAUGGCUGAAUAUGGACUUCUUCCUGAGAAAGAGGGUUAUUACCACGGCUAUGACCCCACGGAGGACCCCAGCAUGACAGCGGGGUUCGUCAGCGCCGCCUACAGGUUCGGCCACUCCCUUCUGCCUUCGACGGUCGAGCGGUGGAGCCCCUCGCAUACCAUCAUAGGCUCCAAGCGACUGAGCAAACUGAUCCGACAGCCGUGGGACCUCUACAAGGCAGGGGUUCUCGACCAGUAUUAUCUCGGACUCAUGAACCAGCCCGCCCAGGCCAUGGAUCCUCACAUCACGCAGGAGGUCACCAACCACCUCUUCGAGGACCCCGGCGAACACUUCGGGAUGGAUCUCGUGUCCCUCAAUAUCCAGCGAGGUCGGGAGUUCGGCAUACCCGGCUACACGACGUACAGGAAGUACUGUGGUCUGUCUCCCAUUCGUAGCUUCCAAGAUCUUGCCCGUCAUAUGACCAACGGUACAGCUUACCGAUACAGCCAGCUCUAUAGGACGCCACUUUCCCCCUUCAGCCACGUGGACGACAUCGACCUCUGGAGCGCCGGCGUGUCUGAGCGGCCCCUGUCCGGCUCCCUCCUCGGCCCGACCUUCUCCUGCCUCGUCGCCGCGCAGAUGAGGAGGCUGAGGCGGGGCGACAGGUACUGGUACGAGGCGCCGGGGCAGCCGUCGUCGUUUUCCUUGCGUCAGCUGGAUUCCCUGCGUCAGGCUAGCUUAGCGCGGGUCCUCUGCGACAACACGGAUCAGCUGGUCACGCUACAGAGAUACCCGAUGGUGCUGGUCGACCACGCCAUAAACCCUCGAGUGUCUUGCUCCAACAGCCUGCUCCUUCCAGUCGUCGACCUCAGCCCCUGGCAAGACCUCCCAUAAUGACAGGAUCAGGUUGCAUCAUAUCCGAAGCAAAUCCUCCCAUUCUGAGAGCCAAACUAUGCCAAGAGAGUGCCAGCAGAAAAUGUAUAUUCUACGAGGAAUAAAAAAAAUACAGAAGCAAUCAAAGCGACUAAAAGGAGUAAACAUUAUGGGCUUCCUUCAUUCAGCAUAGAUGGCAAUUGAUGUACACACACCCACACCUCCUCCCACAUACACACAAAUAUAUAUACAUACAUACAUAUACAUUUACAUAGAUGUGUGUGUGUGUGUGUGUGUGUGUGUGUGUGUGUGUGUGUGUGUGUGUACAUAUAUACAUACAUACAUACAUAUAUGCAUGCGUGUAUGCAUAUUCGACGUAAUCUUACAGAAGAAGCGAAACAUUUUCGUCAGCAGGAUUACAUCUGACCCAAGCCUAGAUCGGACGCCCAUGACUAUGGACACUUCUGGGGAUAAUCUACACAGAAUAAGCUUGUUAUUUUCUGUAUCCAAUAUUCUGUAACAGGAAGAGACAGGGAGAGGGAGAGAGAGGGGGGAAGAAGGAGAGGGAGAGACAUAGGGAGAGGAAGAGGGAGAUUGAGGGAAGGAG